Messenger RNA from Aureococcus anophagefferens, 1080 nucleotides. RefSeq lists its product as hypothetical. The annotation marks the transcript as partial. Lineage: Eukaryota; Pelagophyceae; Pelagomonadales; Pelagomonadaceae. The record is from RefSeq and is a predicted model, not a curated record. Gene Ontology annotation, biological process: regulation of intracellular pH. The transcript has 2 exons. Gene Ontology annotation, cellular component: membrane; vacuole.
GCCUUCGCCCUUCUUGGCCUGCUGAACAACUUUUGCUAUGUCGUCAUGCUCACGGCGGCGCUGCACCUCGUCGAGAGCGCGGCGGGCCUCGUGCUCCUCGCGAACGUGGCGCCGUCGUUGCUACUCAAGGCGGUUGCGCCCUGGACGUUGCACCGCGUCGGCUACGGCCCGCGCGUCGUCGGCUGCGCGGCUCUGAGCGCCGCCGCGUUCUACGGCGCGGCGGCCUGGCCCGGGCGCUGGCGCCUCGCGGCCGUCGCGUGCGCGUCCCUCGCGGCCGGCGGCGGCGAGGCGACGUUCCUCGCGCUCGCGCACUUUUACGACGCGCGCGCGCUGCACUGGUGGAGCGCGGGCACCGGCGCCGCGGGGCCCGCGGGCGCGGCGUACUACGUGCUGCUCACGCGCGCGGCGGGCUGGACGCCGCGCGCGGCGCUCCUCGCGGGCGGCGUCUGGCCCCUCGCGUCGCUCGCCGCCUACUUUGGCCUCCUCGGGCCGCCGCCGCCGGAGCCGGGGGGUUUGCUCGAGCUCGAGCUCGCGCCCGCGGCCAACCCGCUCCGCGGCGCCGACGGGUCCGAAGUCCCCCCGGACGCCGCCAGCGCGCCGUCGCCGGCCGCGCGGUUCCGGCAGCUCCGGCCCUACGUCGGCCCCCUCUUCGUCGUCUAUCUCGCCGAAUACACCAUGUCCACCGGCGCGACGUCCACGAUCGACGCGCGCGGCGUGUCGCGGAAGCGGUUCUACGAGCUCGCGUCGCUCGUCUACCAGCUCGGCGUCCUCGUCUCGCGGAGCAGCGGCGGCUGCGUCCGGCUCCGGUGGCUCUGGACCAUGGCCGCGCUCCAGUGCGCGAACCUCGCCGCGAUGGCCGCCGCGUCUUUCUUCGACGCGCCCGCGCGCGGCGUGCCCUGGCAGGCGCUCCAGGCCCUCGUCUUUUGGGAGGGGCUCCUCGGCGGCGCCGUCUAUGUCAACGCCUUCGGCCGCAUCCACGCCGAGGUCCCGCGCGAGGACCGCGAGCUCAGCCUCCUCGUCGCGAGCUGCGCGGACAGCGCCGGCAUCAACUGCGCCGCGUGGCUGAGCCUCUGGCUCCAG